This is a messenger RNA of Hipposideros armiger (great roundleaf bat), 1302 nucleotides long. It is a transcript of the gene HAAO, whose product is annotated as 3-hydroxyanthranilate 3,4-dioxygenase. Gene Ontology annotation, biological process: 'de novo' NAD+ biosynthetic process from L-tryptophan; quinolinate metabolic process. The record is from RefSeq and is a predicted model, not a curated record. Gene Ontology annotation, cellular component: cytoplasm. Gene Ontology annotation, molecular function: 3-hydroxyanthranilate 3,4-dioxygenase activity; iron ion binding. The transcript has 10 exons. Bases 73 to 933 code for a protein of 286 amino acids. Lineage: Eukaryota; Metazoa; Chordata; Mammalia; Chiroptera; Hipposideridae.
UAGGCUUCUGGACGGAGACGCGCCCCUCCGACGGCUCCGGGACACCGCUCAGAGCACGGCUCUUGAGAAACCAUGGAACGUCCCGUGAGAGUGAGAAGAUGGGUGGAGGAGAACCGGGCUUCAUUCUUGCCCCCCGUCUGCAACAAGCUCCUGCAUCAGGAGCAGCUCAAAGUCAUGUUCGUUGGAGGACCCAACAUCAGGAAGGAUUACCACAUCGAGGAGGGUGAGGAGGUGUUUUACCAGGUGGAAGGCGACAUGGUUCUCCAAAUCCUGGAGCGAGGGAAACACCGGGAUGUGGUCAUUCGGCAGGGAGAGAUAUUCCUCCUGCCUGCUGGGAUCCCCCACUCUCCACAGAGGUUUGCCAACACUGUGGGGCUGGUGAUUGAGCGGAGGCGGCUGAAAACUGAGCUAGAUGGACUCAGGUACUACGCGGGCGACACGACGGACGUCCUGUUUGAGAAGUGGUUCUACUGCGAGGACCUUGGCACACAGCUGGCCCCCAUCAUCCAGGAGUUCUUCAGCUCUGAACAGCACAGAACAGGAAAGCCCAUUCCUGACCAGCUGCUCAAGGAACCACCAUUCCCCCUGAGCACACGAUCCGUCAUGGAGCCCAUGUUCCUGGAAGCCUGGCUAGAUGGCCACCGCAGGGAGCUGCAGGCAGGCACACCCCUCAGCCUGUUUGGGGACAACUAUGAGACCCAGGUGAUCGUCCACGGACAAGGCAGCAGCAAAGGCCCGAAGCAGGAUGUGGACAUGUGGCUGUGGCAGCUGGAGGGCUCCUCCAUGGUGAUGAUGGGGGGACAGCACCUGAGCCUGAACCCUGAUGACAGCCUCCUGGUGCCAGCCGGGACUGCGUAUGCCUGGGAGCGAGGGCGAGGCUCUGUGGCCCUGGCUGUGACCCAGGACCCCACCCGCAAGAAGCCCCUGGGGUGAUCAUCUUGCUGUGGGCCCAAAGCAGCCACAGGACGUGCCGGAGUGCCACCCCUGCCGAACUGCUCUCCCAACCCCCACUGCUUCUCGGUGUACUGCUGCUGAGGGACUCAGUGCCCCCCACUGCUGGGUCCUGGACACCACUGUCUCGAUCCUCCUCCCAUCCUCUUGGCCCAGACUCCAGGCUCCUGAGGGGCUAGUCGCUUCCCUUCUCCUCUAACAGCCCUUAGCCCACUGCCCCACACAGCUCUGCAGGUGAUCUGUUCCCUGAGGCCGGGCUGCCUCUCCAUCCUCUGUCCUCACAGGCUCAUCUCAGCAGCACUUGUCUGCCACCAAGAAGGCCCUCAAUAAAAGCUUCCUGGUGGACGAGCA